This is a messenger RNA of Acaromyces ingoldii, 1425 nucleotides long. RefSeq lists its product as hypothetical. The transcript has a single exon. NCBI's taxonomy places the organism in Eukaryota, Fungi, Basidiomycota, Exobasidiomycetes, Exobasidiales, Cryptobasidiaceae. The record is from RefSeq and is a predicted model, not a curated record. The coding region runs from base 1 to 1425 and encodes 474 amino acids.
AUGAAGAAAGACCACGUCGAUGCCUCGCUCCUGCCGCAGAUCCCAGCCGAGGGCAAGUCGCCGACGGGCGAGGCAAAGCCUGCCCUCGACAGCGCGGCACCAGAGCAGGGCAGCAAAGAGAAGGCCGCCGUGGCGGGAGGACAGCUCACCGCUUUUCCGUUUGUCGAGGAUGAACGCAACGAUCAAGGACGCGCGCGCACCCGCCGCGUGGGCUACCUCGAGGGCCUGCGAGGCAUCGUGGCCAUUCAGUCCCUCCUCUGGACCUUUCUUCGUCUCUUCUGUCCUGCCGUCGUCGUGGCUGCUGCGCCGGGCCCCACGUGGAUGGUCGUCCUCCGCAAGGUCCUCUCGCCCGUCUUUUUCGACUCGACGCUGCCGAUGAGCCUCUACAUAGUCCUGAUGGGCCGCGUCGGCAGCCAGACGUUCAUCGAGCGGCGCAAGGCCGUCGCUCUGGCGGGGCCCUGCGUGCGCCGCCCCGUGCGGCUGCUCGUCCCCAUCGCGCUGAGUCUGGCCCUAUCGACGGUGCUGAACUACCUGGGCGCCUUCUCGAGCUCGGCCUGGGUCGCCGACAGGGUCCACGACGACUACGCGAGGCCGCCUGCGCCCAUCACAUCGGCCCUCGUCUACUUCAACUCGCUCGUCGCGCUCCUGUUUGCGCCCCAGACGUACGACAGCUCGCGCGUGAUUGACUUUAUGGCACCCAGGGGCCUCGUCUGGUUCGUCAGCGUCGCCUUCCAGCAGACGUACGUCCUGACCGUCGUCGCGUGGACGAUCCCUUACCUCCUCCGCCGCUGGAAGAUCGUCGGCCUGAGCGUUCUCAUCGUUCUCUCGGCCUGGGUCGCCCGCUGGUCGUGGUACACACUCACUGGCCUCGCCCUAAGCGAGUUUUCCGUCGUGUAUGCGUCGACGCUUAGUACACAGAUGACGCGACGGCUCCAGUGGGCCUCGGUGGCUGCGCUGGCCACUGGCUUCCUGCUCAAGUACCUCUGGACGGCCGCUUUCCCGUCGCACAUCAACGCCGAGCUCGUCUUCCACGCGGACCUCGACACGGGCAAGCUCCUCUUCGACGCGUCUUCUUCGGGCCUCGUGUACCCGCGCUACGACGACUUCCUCGUCUGCCUCGGCCUGCUGGCCCUCGUCGAGCUCACCCCGGCGUUGCGACGCGUGCUCGACGUGGCCCCACUCCGCUUCCUGGGCUCCCUCGGCUUCGCCAUCAUGCUCACGGCGGGGCCCCUUCUGCUCAGCCUGGGCGCCUACAUCUACCGCGAACUCGUCUCGCACCACGGCUGGUCCGACGACGGGGCCCGGGCCAUGCUCUUUGCUUCGAUGAUGCCUGCCUGCCUCGUCGCCGCUGCGGUUUGGACGCGCAUCGUCGACGACGGCGCCCUCUGGUUCAGCCGUGCUGUCUAUCACUUCCUAGUCACAUAG